Bursaphelenchus okinawaensis is the source of this 1747-nucleotide messenger RNA. NCBI's taxonomy places the organism in Eukaryota, Metazoa, Nematoda, Chromadorea, Rhabditida, Aphelenchoididae. The record is from the annotation of a GenBank genome assembly.
AUGGCGGAAAUAGUGAUUGGCCCUCGGGAAAGCGGCAUGUGUACUUCCAAAUCGAACAGUUGUGCCGGAGGGCGUGGGAGAGGCCCGCCCUUGGCCGCGGUCUCCUCGAUUCGUGCGCUCUCUCGCCGCCCCUUCCUUGGCUCCGAUCAGGGUGGAUAUCGGGCCUUUUUCUUCGAUUCAGCAUUCUGCUCGAGAGUCGUAGACACAAUGGUAGGUUCUUUAUACUUCUCGGUUAACAGUGUAGUUUACUUCGGGUUCGAGUUGUAACUUUUACGGUACAACUGGAGCUUUGUUUGAUACUGUUUAAGUAUGAAUUGAAGCUUUGUUUUCUCAUUUUGAGUUUUUGUAUUACUGUAGAAAAACAAUGUUUUGCAAGAAUGACUAUUUUUGGAUAUAAUUUUAAAAGAUUUUGAUUGAAAAUUAAGAUUUCUUGAAAACUUUUGGUUAAAAAUAUAAUAGAGAUCAUGGUGUAGUUACUUUUUAAAACUUUUCUUUAAAUUGUUUGCAUUUCAGGCCGAAGAUAUCGAAGAAAUUCUUUCCGAAAUCGAUGGAUCCCAAAUGGAGGGUAAGAUAUUUUGAUUGAUCUGAUAAAAUAUUUAUUAAUCUUUGAUAAAAUUGUGAAAAAAAGUACCUAAAUGAUAAUUUUUAAAGACUGAUUUUACUAAAUUGAGAAAAUAGCCAUUUCAUUGCCUAAAAAUUAAUUUUUUGUCAUUUUGAUAAACAAAACAGCAUAAUUUUGCUUUAUAUCAUCGUCUACAAGCAUCAUCCAUUUGCAGAGUACCAACGCUUCUUCGACAUGUUCGACCGCGGAAAACAAGGCUACAUCAUGGCCACUCAGAUCGGCCAGAUCAUGCACGGUAUGGAACAGGACUUCGACGAGAAGACCCUCCGUAAGCUGAUCCGCAAGUUCGACGCCGACGGCUCCGGCAAGCUGGAGUUCGACGAGUUCUGCGCCUUGGUCUACACCGUCGCCAACACCGUGGACAAGGAGACGUUGGAGAAGGAGCUGAGGGAAGCGUUCAGGCUGUUUGACAAGGAAGGCAACGGCUACAUCUCGCGGCCCACCUUGAAGGCCUUGUUGAAGGAGAUCGCCGACGACUUGACCGACGCCCAAUUGGAGAGCGCCGUCGACGAAAUCGACGAAGACGGUUCGGGAAAGAUCGAAUUCGAAGGUAAGGGGGUGUUAAGGAUUUGUUUAGUUAUUUUUCUGGUCAUUCAGUUGGCAGUGUCUUCUGGUUUUGGUGUUGUUGAUAAGGAAAGGUCUUGUUGUAGUAAAUCAGCACGUUGAAGGACUAAAAUUAUUGUUACCUUGUAACGUUUGCUUCAUUUAUUGAGCAUUUUUACAUAAAAUUAAAACUUUGCUUACUCUGCUCUUUAAAAAUCACUAAAGAUUACUUUUUUCCUUUGUCAACAUGACCUCUGACUUUUGUCUGUUUCAAACGUCUAAGAUGAUCUUGCACUCAAACACCAACUCCUUCAGGUCUGUAUGUAUAAUAUACGUCACAUAUCAAGGUCUAUAUCAAUAUUAUACGUCACACAUGAACCCAUCUCGGUCCAUGUAUAUAUCAAGCUCUCUUUUGAUAUUAUACGUCACAUAUCAAUAUGCUAUAGGGCACAUGUCAAUAUGUGCAUAUUAUACCUUACACCUGCACCUAUCUCAGUCUGUGUGUAUAACAUGACCUACAACAAUAUCUAUAUGAACCUGAUUUCAGAAUUCUGGGAGCUGAUGGCUGGCGAGUCCGACUAA